AGGAUGGCUCAGUGGUGAGUUGGGGCAUGAGGGAGUUCGGCAGCGAUAGUUACGAAGUCCGCGACCUGCUCUACGACGUGCGCCACGUCGAGGCCUCCUAUGGCGCCUUCGCCGCGCUCUGCGGCGCAGAGGGGCGCGUGGUGACCUGGGGAAAUCCCCUCUACGGAGGCAGCCGGCGUGGCACGCUGAAGACGCGUGGUGACCUGGGGUCAUCCGGAGUCUGGCGGCGACAGCCGAAGGGUGCAGGAGCAGCUCCACCACGUCGUGGCGCUUUGCGCGUCCUACGGCGCCUUCGCCGCCGUCUGCCGC
This is a messenger RNA of Durusdinium trenchii, 309 nucleotides long. The record is from the annotation of a GenBank genome assembly. Lineage: Eukaryota; Dinophyceae; Suessiales; Symbiodiniaceae.